Molecule: messenger RNA, 2188 nt
Organism: Folsomia candida
Lineage: Eukaryota; Metazoa; Arthropoda; Collembola; Entomobryomorpha; Isotomidae
Exons: 4
Coding region: 1136-2107 (323 amino acids)
Source: RefSeq, a predicted model, not a curated record
UAGACACCUUAAUCGCAGUAAUGACACCAAUUAUCUGCACAAUUUACCUACGCCCGUCCCAAAUUAUUUGUUAUAUCAUCAUGCAACCAGCAGAAUUGCAUAAAUCUAUACGAACCUAGUCUUCUGAGCUGGUUCAGGAUAAGAAGUUCGAAAUUUGGGAGGAAAAGAAUAUCGCUACAUAAAUUUCCUCCAAGUGAAAAAAUCACCUCAAACUAGCAUGGGAGGAAAAGGCUAUGUUUUCAUUUUUACAGGAAUUUUAUCCGUAAUCCUUGCUGGUAAGGUAAGGUUUCCAGUUUUCCCUUGGAAGAAGAGCAGAAAGUCGUAAUAAUUUCCCAGAAACAAGAAUCUUCCGGUGCUCUGGGAAUUGAGGAUGCAAUUUUCGCUGCCCUUGAACAAGCCCAACUUGAAGAAGACGCAAAAACUAUGCGUCCAACGCUAGCAACUAAUCGCCCCCGUCCAGCCAGCGUCACUCUGACCCCGCAGUAUCAACCUGCUCCAAGUCCUCCAGCAGCAGCACCAGUCCAUCAAACGCUGCCCGGACUGACGCCAUCGUUCGGGCAGGGUUUAGGUAUAAUCGGGGGGCACCGAUUUCCUCUGCCGGGACAUCCCGGGUCACUUCUUCUUCCCCCCUGGCCACCACACCAUUUGACCACGGCGACCGGAUCCCCGGCCGAAUAUAUUGGGGGAAUCGUCGGAAAUUUGGCGGGGGUGGCGGAAAAUACGGUAAAAUUAGUGGCAUCCGGUUCCAACGCGUUACUCGGCGUGGCUGGACAUGUCACGUGCACGUUGAAUCCGAUGUGUGCAAUUAAUUCGCUUAAAGGGUAAUUAUUAUAUAAGUUAUUAUUCUUUUUGAUACGAAUAAAUGUGACAAUAAUAGAAAAAUAAGUAAGCGGUUCUUCUAUCUAUGCAUUAAUUAAUUGGACAUUUACCUCAACACGGCACUUGCACACCAAAUAACCUUUUGUUCUUAUGUAUGCAUUAUAUAUGUAAUUACCUAAUAAGUGUGUAAUGGCUCGGUUUUUGGGUCGGUCAUGGAUUACUAUUUUACCGGGUUGGACGUGCGUAGGUUGUUGUUAUAAAUAAGGCCUAAAUAUUGCUCAAUUUAGUAUUUACACCAAUUAAAUAAAGUACAAUAAUGAUUUUCCGGAUUUGGGGACAUUUGGCGUGUUUCUUAGUUUUCCUUCUCCUCCAAUUCCAUCAGACAAAAUGCGUCACACUCGGCCAACUGCUAACUAUAUGGAGGAACACGACCCCAAAAUCGAGAACUGAUUUGGAAGUUAAUAAUAAUCGAUUGUCCUGGCCUACUAAACCCGGUCUGGGUUCGAGUACUACUUCCGGUCCUGAUGACCACGCGUUUAGUGGGGUUCCAUUCGACAGGACGGAAAGUUCUGUGUAUCCGACGACCCCACGAGGAGACACAGAUUUUCAGAAAUGGGAGGAGGAAGAAGAAAAGAAAUAUCAAUUAAUUCUGCGACAAAUUUCAUCCUCUGAAAAUGACACGGAGAUAGAAGAAUCGGCGAAAGAAAUUAUUGCAAAUUUUCUGCUAAAUAUCAUGCAAGAAAAUUCUACCAACUUCAACGACACGACAGACGCUCUUCAACUCUCAGAUUACGAUGACCCCCAAGAAAUCUCCUCAUCUAAACAACGCAGCGCACUAAAACAACGCCAGGAAAGCGACAAUGAGAAAAUCGUAUCGGCAUAUUUCCAAAACCGACCCCCACCCAAAAGACGGGAUCCAAUUUUCCCAAAUGUCGGAAAAUUCGCGGAAGCAAUAUCCAAUUCUGAUCGAAUGAGUCCAAUGAUUCAAUCUCUGAUGCAAAUUAUUGCGCCAACAACGACGAAACAAUCGUCUCCAUUAAUGAACCUCAUGAAAUUCAUUCGUGUCCCAAAUACGUCAGGCGGCAGUGGGCCAGACCAUGCAGCGAUGCAGCAACAAAUGACGAGAUUACGAGAAACACUGAAUCAACGCAAUAUUUCUGGCAUUCUGGAUAAAACUUUGGAAAUUGCAGCGAAUCCCGUUAGCAUCGGGUCAUUGAUUUCUGGGGUUGUGCAACUCGUGAGGUGCAACACCGUCGAGAGGCUGAACAACGAGGGCAACUGCAGCUAAAUAAUAAUUUAUUAUUCCCUCAAUCCAUGUUAAUUUAUCAAUUGUUCUAAAUAAAGGGAAAUUCCGGUUGUCGAAAAAUAA